AUGUCCAAAGCAGUCUUCCUCACCAAAGUCGAUGGCAAACCCGGCCAAGUCUACUAUCCGCUCAACGUGCAGACCCAGCUCCAGCCAACUCCGCAGGGCCGCGAGCUGCUGGUCAAGAUGACCGCGGCAUCGCUGAACCACCGCGACGUCUUCCUGCGCCAGCAUCUCUACCCGGGCAUCACGUUCGACGUGCCAAUGGGCGCCGACGGCGUCGGGGUGGUCGUGUCCGCCGGGCCAGACGUGACGAGCCCAGAGCGAUGGCAGGGGAAGCGAGUUAUCUUGAACCCCGGGCUGGGCUGGAAGGAUUCCCCCGACGGACCGGAAGAUCCCAAGGGGUAUCGCAUUCUCGGCGGGACGAAGCACUAUACGACGGGUACGAUGCAGGAGUUUCUUGUCAUUGACGAAGGGGAGGUCGAGGAGGCGCCCGAGCACCUUUCUGAUGCGGAGGCUGCGGCAUUGCCGUUGACCGGUUUGACGGGGUGGAGGGCCCUGGUGGUUAAGGCAGGGGAGAGGAACUCGGGCAAAGGCGCGGCGGUACUAUUGACGGGCAUCGGGGGAGGAGUCGCGCUGAUGGUGCUGCAAUUUGCGAUCGCCAGAGGGGCAGAUGUCUAUGUGACGAGCUCGAGUGAAGCGAAGAUCCAGAGGGCGAUUGAGCUGGGUGCGAAGGGUGGUGUGAAUUACAAGGAGGAGGCCUGGGAGAAGAAGCUGCUGGGCAUGCUGCCUGAAGGGAAGAGAUCUUUCGACGCCGUCAUCGACGGUGCUGGUGGCGAUGCUAUCGAAAAGGCAGUCAGGUUGCUCAAGCUCGGUGGGAUCCUCUCUGUCUAUGGAAUGACCGUGUCGCCCAAGAUGCCUUUCCUGAUGCAAGCCGUGAUGAGAAACAUCGAGGUCCGCGGUUCGACGAUGGGUUCUCGAAAGGAAUUCAAGGAGAUGGUGGAGUUUGUAAAGACCAACAAGAUCCGACCGGUGGUCUCGCGCGUGCUGCAGACCGACCUGGGUGAUAUCGCAGGGCUCGACGCGUUGUUCCAGGAGUUGAAGGAGGGCAAGCAGUUUGGUAAAUUGGUCGUUGAGUUCGGCAAGUCUUCGGAGAGUAAACUGUAG
Molecule: messenger RNA, 1098 nt
Organism: Aspergillus melleus
Lineage: Eukaryota; Fungi; Ascomycota; Eurotiomycetes; Eurotiales; Aspergillaceae
Product: putative alcohol dehydrogenase
Exons: 2
Coding region: 1-1098 (365 amino acids)
Molecular function (GO): oxidoreductase activity
Source: RefSeq, a predicted model, not a curated record